Castor canadensis (American beaver) is the source of this 813-nucleotide messenger RNA. It is a transcript of the gene Mmd2, whose product is annotated as monocyte to macrophage differentiation associated 2. The record is from RefSeq and is a predicted model, not a curated record. Gene Ontology annotation, molecular function: pore-forming activity. NCBI's taxonomy places the organism in Eukaryota, Metazoa, Chordata, Mammalia, Rodentia, Castoridae. Gene Ontology annotation, cellular component: membrane.
GGGCCCGGCGCCCAUGGAACCGUCGCGAUGUUCGCGCCCCGGAUUCUCGAUUUCCAGAAAACCAAGUACGCCAGGUUCAUGAACCACCGCGUCCCGGCCCACAAGCGGUACCAGCCCACGGAGUACGAGCAUGCAGCCAACUGUGCCACCCACGCUUUUUGGAUCGUUCCCAGCAUCCUCGGCAGCUCCAACCUCUACUUCCUGUCGGAUGACGACUGGGAGACCAUUUCUGCCUGGAUCUACGGCCUGGGCCUCUGUGGCCUCUUCGUGGUGUCCACUGUGUUCCACACCGUGUCCUGGAAGAAGAGCCACCUCAGGAUGGUGGAGCACUGUCUGCACAUGAUUGACAGGAUGGUCAUCUACUUCUUCAUUGCAGCCUCCUAUGCGCCCUGGCUGAACCUUCGGGAGCUGGGCCCCUGGGCGUCGCACAUGCGGUGGGUGGUCUGGACCAUGGCGUCGGUCGGCACCGUCUACGUGUUCUUCUUCCACGAGCGGUACAAACUCGUGGAGCUGCUGUGCUACGUGGUCAUGGGGUUUUUUCCCGCCUUGGUCAUCCUCUCCAUGCCCAACACCGAGGGCAUCUGGGAGCUGAUGACCGGAGGGGUCUUCUACUGCUUGGGCAUGGUGUUUUUCAAGAGUGACGGGAGGAUCCCCUUCGCCCACGCCAUCUGGCAUCUCUUUGUGGCGUUCGGUGCCGUGACCCACUACUAUGCCAUCUGGAGGUACCUGUACCUGCCCAGCACCCUGCAGACCAAGGUGUCCAAGUGACGCGGUCCACACUCCAUGGGCCCUUUGGGCUUUUGGAGCAGAGCA